GUCGUGUUCUUGGGUUCACUCUGCUUUGAGCUGGUGAACGCGAAUCACGCGCCUCUCUCGAUCAUCUCUUCCUGUCGAGUCUUUCUUUUUUUUUCUCUAAAUAAAAAAAAAAAAAAAUCAUAAAUACACACAAACAUAUUUCGAAUUCUAGACUCUUCCUAGUUCUCACGGCAUUACCUUCUUCUAUUGCUAUAUACUAGGUUGAAAACCCACUUUUCAACAAACGCGCCGUUAAUGUCGCGUUGACUCCGUUCCCUCUUCAUAUACAAUAUUACUAUACAUAAUAUUAUCUCCCGUGUUUUCUCAAUUUACCGUUCGAAAAAGCCUCUUCUUCAUUUUUCUCCAUUCUUGAAUUUUAUCCAGUUCAUAGUAAAAAAAAAAAAAAAAAUCAUUUCUGAUUAUUCUUCUAAAAACAUUUAUUCAAAAAACGAAAACAAUCUCAAAAAAUUAUUUUUCACGACAUAAAUAUCUGUCGAAUGUCUUUUAAAUUAUUGAAUUCUCUCUAUAUUCCAAGUAGAGGAAUCAUCAUGCUCGUGGAUCAAAGGGUCGAUGAAACUCAACUCGGUGAGAAGGGUGGUUGGAGCUGUGAAACAACGUAAAUCUUCCCCGAGAGGAUUUUUCAUACACACACACACACACACAAAGAAAACUUGACUUUAAAGAGAUUGAAAACAAUUCAAAAAAAAAAAAAAAAUUCCGUCCCAAAGAAAAAAAAGAAUCCCAAAAGUUAUUUCAAAUCGAGGGAAGACGGGAGAAACGGCCGAGAUGGAAUCGCCUUUGGCCGAGGACUGUGUCGUCAACGCGGCCCAAGAGGAUUCCACCUCAGUGAUGAAUCCUGAAGGAGCAAGUGAAAUCUUACCAACAACAUCCGUUAACAAUGAGAUCAUCAUUAAUGACAAGACGACAUCAACUGCUAUUACAAAUGAGAUGAUUUCUAAAAUUUCCUCAGAAUCAUCAGAAUGCGAUGAAAAUUCAUCAACAACAAACGAAAAGGAGAAUUUGUCAACAAAAUUGGAAAUCAAUGAAACUUCAGAGAAUGAAUUAUCAAAAAAUAAUGAUAAUGUUGAUGAAAAUAAUGAUAAUAGUGAUAAUAAUAUGAAAUCAUUGCAAGUCUCGCGUAAAAGACCAGCUGCUGAUUUUCUUCCAUUAAGUGGUGAAAUUAAAAAAAUUGGCGUCGAAAUAUCCGAGGAACAGGCACAACAAUUGAAAAAUGAGGUCAGAAGACUCUCGCCUAUACACGUUAGUCUUCGUGAACGUACUUUAGGUGAAAUUUCAUUAAUAUCCACCGAACCUCGUGUUUUUGUUGAUGACAAUAUUAGAAUUUUAAAGAAAAAUAAUGAUGAAGAAAUGGAAUGUUUGAAAGUCACUAAUCAAAUUGACACGAGAUCAGAAAAUUCAAAUAAUGAUAGUUAUAAUUCGCGAGUGGAAAAUUGUGUUAAAGUGACGGAAACAUGUGUUAUUAAUAAUAAUGAUGAUGAUGAUGAUAAUAAUCAAUCGGAGAAAAAUAGUUCGACGACAGAUUUAAAUUGCAGUGCUGUUGAUUUUGAUGAAAGUACAACAACAAUAGAAAAUACAAAAGGACUUCGUGAAUUAGUUCUUGUACUAUCAAGGGUGGACGCAAUAGAACAGAAAAAUAAUAGCAAAAAUAAUAAUAAUAGUGAAAAAAUUGAUGAGGUUGCAAAUUGUUUAGAUAAAAUGAAAAAUAAUGAGAAAGAAAAAAUUAGUGAACCUGAAAUUGAUUCUUCUAGGACAUUGACUUCGACUGAGGAAGAAAGUAUUGGUCUUGUAAUCGAGAGAUGCGUCUGUUAUGUCCAUGAACAAUCAUCAUCAUCAUCGUCGUCGUCGUCAGAAAAAAAUGAAUUGUUUUUAGUUGAGAAAUUAGAAAAGAAAGAAGAAUUAACUAUUGACGAUAGAAUGACGACUAGAAAAACGAGUCAAAUAUGGGAGAGUAAUAAUGUGAUUGAAAAAAUUGAGGUGGAUGAGGAAAUUAUUUUUUCCAAUUCCACACUUGGAAUUGAUGAUAUUCAAACAACGGUGUUGAACGUUGGUGAAAAUCCUUUGGAAUUGGAGACAAUUGGAUUGACCUCAAGUGAAAUUCAAGUGGCUGUUGAUACUGAGGAAACGGAAACAACAGAGACUGGUUCAGAUAGUUCGGAAGUUGUCGCGUCAAUGAAUGCAGUUCAAUUUAGUGUUGACCAUCAUAAUCAUCAUCAUCAUCAUCAUGUUAUUUCUAAUCAUCAGAUUCCAUGCACAGAGAAUGAUCCACUUAUUUGUGAUGAUAUUACGCCAGAUAUUAUGACACGUUUGGAACCGGAAAGACCGGAAGCAUUCACUGAGGAUUCUGCUGAGAGUCUUGCCCUUGCUACAGGUUCAAGGGAUGAGGUCAGAUCAGAUGGAAGUGAUUCGGGACUUGGUAGCGAGAUUCCUGGUGAUUCUGGACAAGCACCAGCUCCUGAAAGUGAUUCUGAGACAUCAUUCCUCGAUAGGAUACCUGAUGAAAUUUUGUCGGAUAAAGAUAAAACUGUAAAUCAAUUGGAAACCUAUGUCCCCGACGUGAACGGACAGUGCAUACCACAAACGUCUCUUCCAACUUUUCGAAGUCCUUCAAAGAGUAAUCUAAAGCGUAGAUUAGUUGAUUGCAUGGAGGGUGAACCAAAUGCAAAGAGAACAAAUGCAGAUGAACCACCAAAAAAGAAACGUAACAUCCAAUUCGAUGCGGUUACCGUCUAUUAUUUCCCUCGGGCUCAAGGAUUCACUUGUGUACCUUCUCAGGGUGGUAGUACACUUGGAAUGAGCGCGACUCACACUCAUGCCGAGCGAUUUUCAUUAUCGGAACAUGCAACUGAACAAAGGCGACUUCAUCGAGCAAGAUUGGCGCAAUUACGUACUGAGCGUGCCGCGAACCGAGUGGCGGAAGCUGCAUCAAGCUCAGAGGAUCCAAGUGACGACACCGAUGAGGAACCAAGCGACGCCGAGGAACUCGAUAUUGACAGCUAUUAUUUUUUGCAACCUGUACCAACAUGGCAGAGACGUGCACUUCUUCGGGCAGCUGGCGUUCGACGAAUAGACGCCGUUGAGAAAGAUGAAUGUCGCGAUAUUAGGGCAAGUCGCGAGCACUGCGGUUGCGGAUGCAAGGGCUACUGCGAUCCCGAGAGCUGUCCCUGUAGUCGAGCCAAUGUCAAGUGCCAGGUCGACCGAGCAGGAUUCCCUUGCGGAUGCUCUCGAGACGGUUGUGCAAACAGUUCUGGUAGAAUCGAAUUUAAUCCUGUCCGCGUAAGAACGCACUUUAUUCACACUUUAAUGCGUUUAGAAUUGGAAAAAAAGCAACGCGACGAAGAGCACACCGAUCCAGAUUUGAUGGAGAAUAAUCAUCAUAAUCAUCAUAAUCAUCAUCAUCAUCAACAACAACAACAACAUCAUCAUCAGCAUCAUCUUCAUCAAGAUCAAGGAACAGGACUUCGCGAUGUUUCCUUAGGAUCUGUGAUUGAUAAUUCAGCGGAAACAUGCAUGAAUGGAGGUGGAUUUACAACACUUCAUUACGAGAGUCACGAGAGUGUUGUAUCAUCGUGUCAAGGUGGUGGUGGCGUCGGUAGUGUCACGGGCGUGAGGGAGGAUAGCUUGGAUUUAUACGCGAUUAGAGAUGAUUGUUAUUCGAGCGAGGACGCGGUAGAUUCUUCGCAGAAUUCACAACAACGUAAACUUCAUCCCGAAUUUCAUCAAACUUUCCAAACUUUUCCUGGUCAUCCAAAUUCCUUUCAACAAAAUACAUAUGCCGAUUAUCAAACUUAUCAGAAUUUACCAUCAACGUCGCGAGGAACGCCAUUUCAACCGCAAUUUCCCGUAACCAGUGGCGGUGGUGGCAAUAAUUCUGGUUUUUCUUCACAUUAUAGUGGAUAUGCAACCGAUCUUGGUACAAUGCAACUUAAUAAUUGUCAAACGCAUACGGGACAACAUUCGACAACAACUGGUUAUGAAACGACUUUCGCUCAAGAUGAUGUGACGGGCUCACAAUAUACAAAUUUAAAUUCUGUUCAGCCAAUGAAUGCAGUUGUUCAACAAAUGGGUAAACUCGAGCCAUUUUCCGAAUUAUUGGCUGGCAGAUAUUCUUAUUACGGUGAAUUAGAUCCACAAAGUCAUGGAAAUUAUCAUGCUAAUAAUGGAACGACAAAAAUCGAGACUGAAAAAAUUGAAACGAUCAACGAUCAGCAAUUGGAAAAUUCAGAGGAAUGCGAUGAAAAUUUCGGUGAAAUUAUUAAAAAAUCAAUGGUUGAGACUGUCUCAGCUUAAAACAUCAGCGACGAUUUAUUAAAUUCACUGAUCAAUUAUUAUUAUUAAUGGCUCAUAAUCAAUUGAGAUGCAAAAUCAUCAAAUUUUUAUUGUCGGAAAAAUUUUAUUUAAAAAAAAAAAAAAAAAAAAUUGAAAUUUAUAUAAUCGUAGGGACUAUUUAGCAAAAUUUUUAUCUAGUCAAAUUUUGUGACUGGUAUUUGAAUUUUCAUUUACCAAAAUUGAAAUAUUUAUUAUUUAUGUAAAUUACAUAAAUUGUCAUUGAUUUUUUUUUCUUUAAAACAAAUAUUUUGUUUUACUGAAUUAUCUUAUUUUUUUUAUUAAAUUAAAUUAAUUUUUUGAAUUUAAUUUAAUUGUAGCAAAAAAAAAAAAAAAACGAUAAUUCAGUCAAAUAAAAACUGAAUGUUCUAUUAAAUGAAUUUUCGGUCAAAUACAAAUGCUCGUAUUCUACCAAAUAGAAAUUUAAAAAAAGAGAUUUUUCUGACAAAUGAAAUUUGAUAAAUAUUCAAUCAAUUGAUGAUAGUUAAUAAUCAAUCGAUAGUUGUAAAUCAUAGUUCGAAAUCAAUAUUGAGAAGUUCAAAAUCAAUUGAUUGUUCACAAUUGAUCAUUUUCAAAAUCAAUUGAUAGUUCAAAAUCAAUUGAUAGGUUCAAAAAUCAAUUAUAACUUCUAAACUUUUGAUAGUGUAAAAUCAGUUGAUUAUUCAAAAUGAACUGAUGAUUCACUUUCGAUAAAUUGAUAAUUCACAUACACAUACACACACAAACACAGUUGAUAGUCGAUAAUUUAAUUAAUCGUUCGAGUCCGUCGAACUUGAAAAAUAUAUAUUUUUCGAUCGGCUACUGAGAACCGAUCUGCGUUACCACAAAAUAAAAAAAAAAUAAUAAAAAAAAAAUAAAUAAAUAAAACUUUCGAUUCCGAUGAUCGUAAAGUUGAUGACAAAAAUGUGUUAUCAAAAAUCUUCCCGAAAUAGAGAAAUAUCUUUGAUGUCCUCGUUUUGAAUUUGAAUUUUCUGCGUCAUUUGAUCGAAUAAUGAGGAUAAUUUUACAGAAAAAAAAAUGUCGAUUAGGAUAGUAUCAAUUUUAAGACUUCGAGGAGCUGCAAUUUUUUGACGACACUAUAAUAUUAAUUAUAUUAGAAUGGAUACAAAACAAACAAACAAAAAAAAAAAUGGAAAUGAGUCAAUGCGGUUGUGACCAAACUAAAAUAAAAAAAAAUACAUGGGAUCAGCUUAGAGUGCAGUUUGUCAUAAUAAACUUAAAUAUUUAUAGUAGAUCAAUCAGAUUGCGUACAUUGUUCAAUUUCGUCGAAUUUAUGACGAUUUUUUUCGAUUGCGUAUACAAGUUGACACAAUUGACGUCUAGGCGAUGCCAUUCAAUGAGAAUAUAUACACAUUAAUGAUAUUCUUGCAAUCUUGAUGCAUAUUAUUAAAUAUGCAUUCGUAUUUUUCUUUUUUUUUUUUUUUAUGGAACUUGACAAAAUUUAGAAUUGUUCAGUGCGUUGUGGAUUGCGGAAAAAUUUUUAUAAACCGACAAGAAAAAUAGAACAUGCGAAAAAUAUGUAAAGUUUUUCUGCCUAUACUAUUAUGAUUAUUAUUAUUAUUAUUUACGAUUAUUUACAAUUUAUUUAGAAGAAGGGCAAUUAAAGCUCAUUAAGAAUGUUUUCGUUAAAUGAUAAUGCGAGAAAUAUUUGGAUUUCUUUGUCUCGUUUCUUUACUUUGUAUCACAAUUAAGUAUUAUGUUUAUCAAUGUCUUUAUUUAAAAAGUAUUUUUUUAAUUUUUUCUUUUUUCGAGGUAUUUAAUUUAUUAUACAAAUUUUUUUUGGAUUUAUUUAUUUAUUUUUUUCUUUUUUUUUGAUAAUUUUUUUUCGAAAAGUAAAUUUGAAAUUUCUGUAAUGAAAGGCGAAAAUAAAAAGAAAAAAAGUGCGAAAUUAUAAAUUAUUUGACAAAAAGUGUGGAAAUAGCGACUGGAUGAGCCUGAUUGGUGGUGGUUGGUUGCCUUGUAUUGUUUUUCUAAAUAUGCAAUCCUCGUUCCUUCCGUGCGUUUUCAAUGCAAAUCUUUUUAGUAAUCAUGGGACGUCGAUCGCUAAAUCCACGAUUAAUCGAAGCACUACGCGUAUAAGAAAUUAAUUAUAUGAUAGUAUUAAAUUUAUACAUAUAUUAUAUAAAAAAAAAAAAAAUAAAAUAAAAUUACGGACGUGUCAGCUCCGGAGCAUUUUUGCAGGUAUUUUUGUUAUUCAUAAUUUUUUGCGCGCAUUCAUUGUCCGCCCGUAUUUCUUAUUUUUUUUCUAUUUUUGUUUCUUGUUUUUUUUUAAGAAAAUUAAAAAAAAAAAAUAGACGGGUCGGUAUGUAAAGGAAUAAUAACCAAGUUUAUAGAUGAGUCUUUAGUUGGGAUCAGCGAGGUGGAUCCAUUUUAUGAUGUUACACUUUGCGAAGGAUGCGACACCUCCAUACGACGUAAAUUAUACAAAAUAUACUACACGUAUGUAAGUUACUUUUAGAAUAUUUGAGUAAAAAAACAUACAUAGUUUAUAGCGUUUUAUUAAAUGUUGUGAAAAAGUCA
Molecule: messenger RNA, 6843 nt
Organism: Leptopilina boulardi
Lineage: Eukaryota; Metazoa; Arthropoda; Insecta; Hymenoptera; Figitidae
Gene: Axud1
Exons: 5
Coding region: 766-4287 (1173 amino acids)
Biological process (GO): regulation of transcription by RNA polymerase II
Cellular component (GO): nucleus
Molecular function (GO): DNA-binding transcription factor activity, RNA polymerase II-specific; sequence-specific DNA binding
Source: RefSeq, a predicted model, not a curated record